AAAGCAACGCGAGUAUCAUGUCCUAUCAUACUCACCGAAGUCGAUGGUCCUGAAUGUGCGCAAGGUGGAUGUGGAUGGCAUGCUGACACUAGGCAGCUAAUCCGGAGGCUCCAUGAAUCUAGUGCAGUCGAAGAUUGUACCGAUGGCGUCAGGAUAAGUUAUCCUGACCCCGUUUAUCCAGAAUACCAAAUUAUGCUCCUAAAGACGCGCGAAGGGAAAUCACUUCUGGCUGUUGAGCCGGAGAUAAAAUCUAUAGCAAUCUCUACUUCAAACACCUUCAUGAUCACAAUACAACAUGCUACCAACAAACCCAGGAACCAAGAAGAGGUAGUGACGGAGACUAAAUCACCUUUGCACCAUCUGCACAAAGAGAACGAUCACAGAGGGUCAUUUGUCAAGCAUGGAAUGGCUGACGACGAACUCACAAAUUUAUCCUCGGAAAACGACGAGCCCCUCAGAAAAGUCCCCAAGAUUACUUUUCUGCCGAUCACGAGCCCUUCUCAAGUCGAUCACUUUCCACCCAAGCAAAACAUCUUAGGAAACCAGAAUUAUGAUGAAGCUUGCAUGGACUCAGAUUCCAGUUACGUGCAAUCAGAAGACGAAUGUUCUAAUUAUGAAGACCUCGGAUUCGAAAAUUCGAAAGGUGAAAGAGGCGAGACGUUAAAUGGUAGACGACCAAUAGGAAAGCGAGUACAAGAGGAGAUAAAUUAUCUACGGUCGUUGGUAGUGAGUCGCCCGGGGUACGAGGUUUUCUGUAAAGGAAAAUUCCGCCGUGGGAGUAGCAACGCAGCUAUUGUAGCUGCCUGGAAAUUUGGUGUCGAGUUCGAAGAGGAGUAUAGUCAUACCAUGGUACCGCCAUCAAUCGCAGAUCUGGGCUUAUUUGGAGAUACAUUCAAGAAAAGAGCGAUUUUGUGCACCCUUGAAGUUGGAUAUUUGUGGAUGGCUGAAGCACACAUGGGCAUACGGGUGCUGAAACGUGUUGGCUUAGGGGGAACAAGACCAAACCAGAGCGUAAUUGCCUUAGUUAACAGCACAAUAACGCGCAAGAAGCCCAAACCAAGCCUUGUCACCUACCUGAAGCAAUUUGACGAAUAAUCCAACGUUCAUCCUUCAUUCAUGUAGGGGAGGGUGUCUUUUCAACGACUUCCCUUUGUUUCGAUGACGAACUAGGAUAAUAUUAAGAUUGCUCAGUGAUUUUGUAGUCUCCUAUAAGCAGACCAAUCACGGAAGAAGAGUCGUAACAUCAAACCAUCAAACCAUCAUCCAUCAUGAUGUUAUCCUUAUCAGCAAGGUCCGAGAAGGCUAAAUUAAUUUAUGAUACUCGGCGAGUUGACUGAAUUCCUCCUCUAAUUCGCUGGGGGAAACACAUCAUCCGAGAUCCGACAGGAGAAACCAU
This is a messenger RNA of Serpula lacrymans var. lacrymans S7.9, 1396 nucleotides long. RefSeq lists its product as uncharacterized. The transcript has 4 exons. NCBI's taxonomy places the organism in Eukaryota, Fungi, Basidiomycota, Agaricomycetes, Boletales, Serpulaceae. Bases 193 to 1095 code for a protein of 300 amino acids. The record is from RefSeq and is a predicted model, not a curated record.